CUCUCCCUCCCAGUCCCUCGUCGGCGCUGGAGUGAGUCCGAGUCUGAGUCGUCGUGUGGCGACGCCGAGCAGGGCGAGGGAGGGAGGAAGGUCGCCGCCGUUGUCCGGCCCCGCGGCGUCAUCCCCUCCGGCAGCAGGCGGCAGGCGGCAGGUAGUACAAGCAGCGGUCUGACAGGAUGCCGGAGAAGAAGAGCGAGGAGGAGCGCGGCGCGUUCUGCGGCGAGGCGGUGAUCGCCGAGUUCGAGGCGCUCACGCGGGACGCCGCCGCCGUGCAGCGGGAGACGCUGCGCCGGAUCCUCUCGGACAACGCCGCCACCGAGUACCUCCGGGGCCGGGGCCUCGCCGGCCGCACCGACGCCGCCAGCUUCCGGGCCUGCGUGCCGCUCGCCACGCACGCCGACGUCGAGCCCUACAUUGCGCGCAUCGCCGACGGCGACACCUCCGCCGUGCUCACCGCCGGGCCCAUCACCUCCAUCUCCCUCAGCUCCGGCACCACGCAGGGGAAGCGCAAGUACCUGCCCUUCAACCAGGAGCUCGUCAAGUCCACGAUGCAGAUAUACCGGACUUCCUACGCCUUCAGGAACAGGGCGUUCCCCGUGGAGGACGGCAAGGCGCUGCAGUUCAUCUACGGCAGCCAGGAGUUCACCACCAAGGGCGGGCUGACGGCGACCACGGCCACCACCAACGUGUACCGGAGCGACGAGUUCAUGCCCACCAUGCGCGCCAUCCAGUCGCAGGUGUGCAGCCCGGACGCGGUGAUCUUCGGCCCGGACUUCGCGCAGUCGCUCUACUGCCACCUCCUCUGCGGCCUGCUCUUCGCCGACGAGGUCCGCAUCGUCUCCGCCACCUUCGCGCACAGCGUCGUGCUCGCCUUCCAGACCUUCGAGCGCGUCUGGGAGGAGCUCUGCGCCGACAUCCGCGCCGGCGCGCUGUCCCAGACGCGGGUCACCGCACCCGCCGUCCGGAAGGCCGUCUCGGCGCUCCUCGCCGCGCCCAACCCCACGCUCGCCGACGAGGUGGCGCGCAGGUGCGCCGCGCUCAGCAACUGGUACGGCGUCAUCCCGGCGCUCUUCCCCAACGCCAGGUACGUGCACGGCAUCAUGACGGGGUCCAUGGAGCACUACGUCAAGAAGCUCCGCCACUACGCCGGCGGGCUGCCCCUCGUCGCUGCCGAGUACGGCUCCUCCGAGGGCUGGGUCGGCGCCAACGUCGAGCCAGAGACGCCGCCGGAGUCCGCCACCUUCACCUUGCUCCCCAACAUCGGCUACUUCGAGUUCAUCCCGCUCAAGGCCACCGACGGCGCCGCCGCCGCCUCCGACACCUCCUUUGCCGAGGCGGAGCCCGUCGGCCUGACGGAAGUCAACGUCGGCGAGCACUACGAGGUCGUCAUGACCACAUUCGCAGGGCUGUACCGGUACCGUCUGGGGGACGUGGUGAAGGUGGCCGGGUUCUACAACUCCACUCCCAAGCUCAAGUUCGUGUGCCGGCGCAACCUGAUGCUGAGCAUCAACAUCGACAAGAACAGCGAGCACGACCUGCAGCUGGCGGUGGACAGCGCGGCCAAGCUCCUGGCGGCGGAGAAGCUGGAGGUGGUCGACUACAGCAGCCACGCCGACGUGUCGCGCGACCCGGGCCACUACGUCGUCUUCUGGGAGCUCAACGCCGACGGCAACGACGACGUGCUGCAGAGCUGCUGCGACGAGCUGGACCGGGCCUUCACCGACCCCGGCUACGUCGGGUCGCGGAAGGCCGGCGCCAUCGCCCCGCUGGAGCUGCGGGUGCUGCAGCGGGGCACCUUCCAGAAGGUGCUCCGCCACUACCUCUCCAACGGCGCCCCCGUCAGCCAGUUCAAGUCGCCGCGCUGCGUCGCCCGGAGCAACGCCGGCGUCCUCCAGAUCCUCUCCGGCAAUGUCGUCAAGGUCUUCUUCAGCGCCGCCUACGACUGACGACGCAUGCCGUGCCGGCCGGCCAAGUAGUAGUGUUGUGUAACUAGCUACCAAUUCUGCAUGACGCAUCGCAUGUGGUCUGUUUGCAACAAGCUAAGUAGUGUCGUCGUUGAAUCGAGUGAAAAAAAAAUAAACCUGUUAAUCAAUCUAUCUUUCCUCCUGUGCCCCCUAGGUAGCCUAAAUUGUUGUGGCUGCAGGUAGGCAGCUUGUAUUUCCUUGAUCUAAAAAAGCUAGCCUAGGGGACGAUGAUCCUUUUCCUGAGCU
Messenger RNA from Panicum virgatum (switchgrass), 2210 nucleotides. RefSeq names its product jasmonoyl--L-amino acid synthetase GH3.3-like. The coding region runs from base 177 to 1946 and encodes 589 amino acids. Gene Ontology annotation, molecular function: acid-amino acid ligase activity. Gene Ontology annotation, cellular component: cytoplasm. NCBI's taxonomy places the organism in Eukaryota, Viridiplantae, Streptophyta, Magnoliopsida, Poales, Poaceae. The record is from RefSeq and is a predicted model, not a curated record. The transcript has 4 exons.